AUGUCUACUAGCUCUAAUACCACUCAUCAUAGCUGCGCCUCCACCGUAACCCUCUGCGAAGCAUUCUGGUGGACUCAACGGUACCAGUGGCUACUGCGCAAUGGUUACCGGCUUCAGUCCAACCACAAUCCCGUGCUUGACGAGAAGACUAGACCAAAGAGGUCUAACAACCACUCUGACCCCGAGAGAGAAUACGUCAACUACGGCACACGCCUGACUGAUGGCAAAGAAGUCGUAUUGAAACGACUCACAAGCCCCGAGGAUGAGCAAGAACUAGCUCUACUUGACUUCUUGUCCCAGGAACCUCUAGCCUCCGAUGCUAGAAAUCACUGCGUUCCUGUGCUGGAUACCCUUCUGGUCCCAGGCGAUGAAAACACAGUCGUGAUCGUGAUGCCCCUUCUCCACUCCCUCGGUGAUGCAAAGCUUGAAACUAUCGGCGACGCAGUCGAACUCUUCCACCAGUUGUUCGAGGGGGUCCAGUUCCUUCACGACUACAGGAUAGCACAUAGGGAUAUCUCCUAUGGUAACGUCAUGUAUGAAACUUGUCGUGGACGCACUCGAUACUACCUGAUUGAUUUCGGGCUCUCAAGAUGCUACGAUCUUGGGUCGUCACCACUCGAGAUACACCACGAGGGGACUGAUUUCAGCGUGCCGGAGUUCUCCACUCUCCAACCCUACGACCCUUUCCCAGUGGACGUCUAUUGCCUGGGGAACUUCUUGAGACACGAAUUUCUAGAGACACGAACAGGAUUCGCGUUCCUGCGUCCAUUAGUCCAGUCCAUGACUCAAGCAGAGUCAUUAAGGCGCCCAGACAUAGCCACCGCCUUCAAGCAUCUCAAGGCCCUGACCCGCGAUCUCCCUCCCCGCAAGCUCAAAUCACGAUCUCGCCAAGUCGACGUCAAAAAGCGCUGGUCAAUACUCUCGUUAGCAGCCGCACUGCUUCAACUAAUUCUUCAAUUAAUACUUACCCUCGUAUUCCACUGGGUUCCCAACGCCCGCAAGAUCCUUGCCAGCUGGGAUAGUGCCAAAAUAACCGCAGAGCACUUUGCCGAGCCACGACGAAAGCCCCGUUGGACAGACGGCGUGGAUAUAAUACUUUACUUCUGCCUUGGUCCCUAA
Coprinopsis cinerea okayama7#130 is the source of this 1119-nucleotide messenger RNA. Its product is annotated as other/AgaK1 protein kinase. NCBI's taxonomy places the organism in Eukaryota, Fungi, Basidiomycota, Agaricomycetes, Agaricales, Psathyrellaceae. The record is from RefSeq and is a predicted model, not a curated record. Bases 1 to 1119 code for a protein of 372 amino acids. Gene Ontology annotation, molecular function: ATP binding; protein serine/threonine kinase activity. Gene Ontology annotation, cellular component: nucleus; cytoplasm. Gene Ontology annotation, biological process: mitotic DNA damage checkpoint signaling; protein phosphorylation. The transcript has 5 exons.